ACUUCUCAUCAUACACACACACACAUAUAUAUAUAUAUAUAUAUUUUCUUCCAUAGCCAAAACACACAUUCCAAGCUCCAAACACCGUGGGAGAGAUGGAUUGUUCAACUACUCCAACAAUUAGCAUAAGUCCCACAUCGAAUCUCAAGCCUUCCGAUAUCGAAAACCACCCGAAAAUCGUCGUCGACGACGCGUCGCUCCUCGAGCCAAAAACAAGCCUCCCGGCGCAAUUCCGAUGGCCUCAUGAGAACUUAGUCGACAUUGCGCAAGAAGAAUUCGACGAACAACCAGUGGACUUAAAGGGCAUCUUCGAAGGAGACACGGGAGAAAUCCGUUACGCGGCUCAACAAAUUAACGUCGCGUGUUCGAACCACGGUGUCUUCCAAGUCAUCAAUCAUGGGAUCGACGACGACGUGAUUCAAUCCAUGUAUCGACAUAUGGACGCGUUCUUCAACCUCCCUUUGGACCGUAAGAUGGCCACGAAAAGUGAGACGGGCGUGCGAUGUGGAUAUUCUCGCGCCCACGCUGAUAGAUUUUCUUCGAAGCUCCCAUGGAAGGAGACAUUCUCUUUUAUCUAUAACCACGAAGAUUUCUUGGGGCGUGAUGUUGUCGACUACAUCAAGUCUUCCCUUGGCGAAGAAUUCGAAGAAGCCGGGGUUGCUUAUAAAAAAUAUUGCAAAGAAAUGAAAGCAUUAGCUAUGGUCAUCUUCGAGCUCUUGGCUAUAAGCUUGGGCGUCGAUAGGCUACACUUCAAGAAUUUUUUCGAAGAUGGUUGCUCCCUAAUGAGAGGAAACAAUUACCCGCCGUGCCAAGAAGCCGGGCUUACAUUUGGGACGGGGCCUCAUUUUGAUCCAAACGCAUUGACAAUUCUCCAUCAAGAUCAAGUUGGGGGGCUCGAGAUCUUUUCGGACAACAAAUGGCGCGCCAUUCGACCUCGCCCCGAUGCCUUUGUUGUCAACAUUGGGGACACUUUCAUGGCACUGUGCAAUGGCAAAUACAAGAGCUGCAUGCACAGGGCAUUGGUGAACAAAGAGAGGGCUCGCAGAUCUCUCGUGUUUUUUGUGAACCCUAAAGAGGACAAAGUUGUGAGUCCCCCACAGGAUCUGCUGCAGCUCGACGACGACAUUAAUUAUAAUCAUAAUAAUGGCGACACUGAGACACCACGACGACGACGACGACAAUAUCCUGAUUUUACGUGGUCGGAAUUCAGGCACUUCACACUUUAUCACUACCGGGCAGACACCGCUACUCUCCCCAACUUUUUCCAAUUUCGAUCUUCGAAUUCUCUGCAAAUUAACACGCCCGUGUCGUCGUCUGCUUCAGAUUCCGAUUCAAAUUCAAAUUCAAAUUCAAAUUCACCCAUUUAGACAAAUUAUUAAUUCGUGAAUUCUAUUUCUAUAUAUGUGUAUGUAUAUAUGUUCUGUUUCUUGGAUGCUUGCUUGC
Andrographis paniculata is the source of this 1443-nucleotide messenger RNA. RefSeq names its product gibberellin 20 oxidase 2-like. Gene Ontology annotation, biological process: unidimensional cell growth; flower development; gibberellin biosynthetic process. The coding region runs from base 96 to 1367 and encodes 423 amino acids. The transcript is spliced from 3 exons. NCBI's taxonomy places the organism in Eukaryota, Viridiplantae, Streptophyta, Magnoliopsida, Lamiales, Acanthaceae. The record is from RefSeq and is a predicted model, not a curated record. Gene Ontology annotation, molecular function: gibberellin 20-oxidase activity.